AUGGUGAUGCAAGCCCAGGCCGUGACAGCCUCUGCCCUGGUGUAUUUCAUCCAGCUUCCUCGGGCAAGAUGUGAGGAGAACUGUGUGAGUCCUGAACAUUGCCUGACCACAGAUUGGGUACAUCUCUGGUAUAUAUGGUUGCUGGUGGUCAUUGGCGGGCUGCUGCUUCUGUGUGGCCUGACUUCUGUGUGCUUCCGCUGCUGUCUGAGUCGCCAGCAAAACGGGGAAGAGGAGGGCCGGCCUCCCUAUGAAGUGACAGUCCUGGCUUUUGAUCAUGACAGCACUCUCCAGAGCACUAUCACUUCCUUGCAGUCGGUAUUUGGCCCUGCAGCUCGAAGAAUCCUGGCUGUGGCUCACUCCCACAGCCCCCUGGGCCAACUGCCUCCCUCUUUGGACACCCUCCCAGGGUAUGAAGAAGCUCUUCACAUGAGUCGCUUCACCGUUGCAAGGUGUUGGCCAAAAACACCUGACCUUCCCCCAGUACCAGAAGAAAAGCAGCUGUCUCCAGUGGACGAGUCUCCUCGAGCAGGACCCUCUUCCAACUGAUGGGAAUUCUGAUUUUAUAAAUGGGGUGGGGGGAUCCCCAGCGUAGCCACAGAGAGACAAUGGGACAUUUUUUCCCCCUAACUUUUGGAAGAUUUAGGAUGACGACUAUACAUUAUUCAGUGGGAAGGAUGGCUUCCCACUCUUUGUUUCCAGCCACGUGUAUUUUCUAACACGGAACGCUCUAACUGGGAACUCUAAUUCUUUAUCCAGUGGCCAGAAUUUGCAACUAACCUCUAGCAAUGCUGACUACUCCUGAACCAAGAAAGCAUCAAAAGUACCUUGAAUGCCUAUAGCUAUUGAGUUCCUUUGCCUAUGGGAUACUGCAGGUGGUUUUUCUUUCUGCCAGCUGUAACACAAGAGUAGAUUGUGGUACAUUUGAGGAGAAAGAGAAGAGUGUAGGCACAGCCAUAGACAUGAAUGCACUGAAGCCGUGAAUUCUUCCUCUUGAGAGAACAUUCACUUUUCUACUGAAUGCCAGUGACACUCUUGGCGUCAUAAUACCUAAUACCUAAGUGGACCCAGGUAAUCGUAAUACCUAAGUGGACAUUCAGGAUCCAGGGGUAGGAUUGCAGACACGGGCUAAGGGAACAGAGUACAUACGGUAUCCAAGUGCCAAAUAUCAAGGUCUUUCCUUCACCCUGGUCCUAAUCUCUAGCAGUAUGAGAAACUUCAUGGAGUGCAGUAACACUUUCUAUUAAUUUCUCAGUGUUUCUGCCUUGCAAACACAUGCACGCACACGCGCGCUCGAGCACGCCUGCACAGACACUCGCAGUCUUUUCUCUAAAAGAAUGGCAUUGUUUCGCUUUUCUCUUUCUGGCUGACCCCUUAAAGCCAGGUUAUCUAUAGUGACCCACACUAGUCUCUAGGAGUGGCCUUCACUGCCACCUCGUGGCCAUGGUAGAAAAUGUCGUCUCCUAUUUGAGCCGAUCUGCACCCCUCUCCAGUUCUUGGAGUAACUAACUGAACUCAGCCAGGAUGGCAUCCUGACGUGUCGUGCUAAGCUGUCCGCCUGAAAUACUACUGGACAAUUGGGGAUAUGAUGUAUUGUUACUGGACAACUGAGAAAGUAAAGUGUAUUGGGGAAAAACUACUUGGCAGUGACCUUAGAUAUUUCAUUGAAAAUCUUUAAAGGAGUUUCCUCAUCUGUAAAAUCGGGGAUAAUAACACCUCCAAGGAUUGUUGCGAGGCUCAAAUAAGCUAGAUACAAAUGACAAGAUUUGUAAAGUAUUAUGCACAUGGAUUUGUCGCUCUUGAUAUUGACAUCUAAUUUUCACCUGGCUACUAUGAUUCUGAGAAUUGUGCUCUCGUUUGUUCUUUGGCCACCCAGCUUGUUAGGUUACCGCUAAGUCACGCUGGAAGUCACUUUUAUUCGUCAAUAAAUAUCUGUCGAUUGAG
Molecule: messenger RNA, 1941 nt
Organism: Puma concolor (puma)
Lineage: Eukaryota; Metazoa; Chordata; Mammalia; Carnivora; Felidae
Gene: TMEM52B
Product: transmembrane protein 52B
Source: RefSeq, a predicted model, not a curated record